AUGAACGAAGCGCCCGCGACCGAAGAGGUCGGCGUCCGGACCGGUCGUAGGCCCGCACACGGCGUGCGGCGCCGGCUGCGGCGCCACUCCGGCACGAUCGCGGGCGCCGCGGUGUUGUCGCUGAUCGCGCUGGCGGUGCUGUUCGGAUCAGCCGUCCACGACGUCGAUCCCCAGUACCUGGACUACCCGGCCAAGAACCAGGGCAUGUCUCUGGAGCAUCCGCUGGGCACCGACAACCUGGGCCGCGACACGUUGGCCCGGAUGCUGGCCGGCGGGCGCAUCUCCCUGGCCGUCGGCACGGCCGCGAUGGUGCUGUCGCUGACGUUCGGGACGCUGGUGGGGGUCGCGGCGGGUUUCUUCCACCGGCUCGACGGCCCGCUGAUGCGGUUCACCGACCUGUUCCUGGCGCUGCCGGUGCUGCCGUUGCUGCUCGUCAGCAUCAUGUUGUUUCGCGACCCGCUGCAGUCCGCCCUCGGCCUGGAAGUCGGGAUCUUCAUCCUGAUCGUGGUCGUCAUCGGCAUCACGAGCUGGAUGCAGACCGCGCGCAUCGUCCGGGGUCAGGUGCUCGCCAUCAAACAGCGCGAGUACGUGGUGGCCGCGCGGAGCAUCGGCGCGCGGGCGAUCCGCAUCAUCGUGCUGCACGUCUUCCCGAACGCGUUGAGCCCCAUCGUGGUGGCGGCCACGCUCGGAGUUGCGCAGGCGAUCAUCACGGAAAGCGCGUUGAGCUUUCUGGGCCUGGGGUUUCCGUCCGACUUUCCGACCUGGGGCCGGCUGCUCUACGACGGCGUGCCGUUCCUGACCCUCACGCCGGCGCGCGUGAUCUGGCCGGGGGUGGCGAUCUCGCUGACGGUGUUGAGCGUCAACUACGUGGGCGACGGCCUGCGCGACGCGCUGGACCCGCACGCCAACGUCGGCGGCUAG
Messenger RNA from Geodia barretti, 921 nucleotides. Lineage: Eukaryota; Metazoa; Porifera; Demospongiae; Tetractinellida; Geodiidae. The record is from the annotation of a GenBank genome assembly.